AUGGUAAAUUUUAAGGUGCUUGGGGAAGAAGUGGCGACUGUCGCGAAGUCGUUUGCCGAGUACGCCGUGGUCCCGGACGUCGUGGCUGUGGCCCCGACCGCCCUACUGAAGGUGACCUAUCCAAGCGGAGUUGAAGUGAAGGAAGGCAAUGAGCUCACUCCAACACAAGUGAAGGACCAGCCCACUGUGUCGUGGGACGCGGAGCAGAAUGCCUUCUACACCGUCGCUAUGACUGAUCCCGAUGCGCCGUCCCGUAAGGAGCCAAAGUACCGCGAAUAUCAGCACUGGCUGGUGGGUAACGUGCCUGGAUCGGAUGUCUCCAAGGGCGACGUUCUAUCCGCAUACGUGGGCGCCGGACCACCGCUGGGCACCGGCUUACACCGAUACGUCUUCCUUGUCUACAAGCAGCCGGACAAGAUUGAAUUUGACGAGAAGCGCCUGACUAACAUCUCCAGAGACGGGCGUGCUACUUUUUCGAUUGCCAAAUUUUCGGAAAAAUACAACCUUGGCAACCCAGUCGCUGGCAACUUCUUUCAGGCACAGUAUGACGACUACGUACCGUUGCGCUACAAGCAACAUGGCGCCUAA
Parnassius apollo (apollo) is the source of this 588-nucleotide messenger RNA. The record is from the annotation of a GenBank genome assembly. NCBI's taxonomy places the organism in Eukaryota, Metazoa, Arthropoda, Insecta, Lepidoptera, Papilionidae.